CAAACCAUAGCCACCACCGCCACCGCCACCGCCGCCGCUACCAUGGCCCUCACCACCACCAAGUCCAAGAGACCCGUUUGCUCCAUCCAAUCCAGCUUAGCCACCACCCUGUUCUUCGUCGUCCUCUUCACCAUCCCAGCCCUCCUCCUCCUCCACACCCCUCCGGUCACCAUCUGCAACUCCACCUCCACCACCACCACCACUUUCUCCGGUGACCUUCGCUCAGCUGAAUUCUCAUGGAAUCACCUCAGCUUUUCCCAUCAAAUCCCUCCACCAGUUUCCCUCAAGGUGGCUGUCUUCACUCGGAAAUGGCCGGUUGGGACGACGCCCGGCGGCAUGGAGCGGCACGCAUACACGUUGUACACGGCUUUAGCCGCUCGAGGCCACGAGAUCCAUAUCUUCACUUCCCCUCCUAACGAAGAUGUCAGCUUGAUCAACAUGAAAACCACCAAAUCCCCAAUCGUGCAUUUUCACGAGGGCGCCGAGCCCGGGCAAUGGCGGUACAACAAGGCGUGGGAACAAUACGAGGAGGAGAACAACCGUCGCCCGUUUGACGUGAUCCACACUGAGAGCGUGGCAUUACCGCAUUAUAAAGCUCGUAAUAUCCCGAACCUUGCCGUCUCGUGGCACGGAAUUGCGUUAGAAAGCGUUUCAUCGAGCAUCUACCAGGAUUUGUUACGGCGGCCCGACGAGCCAAUCUCUCCAUCGUUCAACAAAAGCUUACAAGUCAUGAUCCCAAAAGUCUUGAAUGAGAUUCGGUUCUUCAGAAACUACCAACACCACAUCGCGAUAAGCGAUAGUUGCGGCGAAAUGCUCCGAGACGUCUACCAAAUCCCGAGUAAACGAGUUCACGUGAUCGUUAACGGCGUCAACGAACACGAUUUUCGAGAAGAUCCCGAAUCAGGGAAGAAAUUUAGAUCCAAAAUUGGUGUACCCCAAAAUGCUAGCUUGCUAUUAGGAGUGGCUGGGAGACUUGUGAAAGAUAAAGGCCACCCACUGCUCUAUGAAGCCUUUGCAAAGCUUAUAGAAAACCACACAAAUGUGUAUUUGGUGGUGGCUGGGGCUGGACCAUGGCAACAAAGGUACAUGGAGCUAGGACCCCAGGUCAAAGUCCUGGGGUCCAUGAACCCGUCCGAGCUUCGCGGGUUCUACAACGGGAUCGACAUUUUUGUGAAUCCGACGCUCAGGCCGCAGGGGCUCGACCUAACGCUUAUGGAAGCGAUGAUGGCUGGGAAGCCUGUGAUGGCAUCCAGGUUUCCCAGCAUCAAAGGGACGAUUCUGGUUGAUGAUGAGUUUGGUUUUAUGUUUUCACCGAACGUGGAGUCAUUGGUGGAGACGUUGGAGAGCGUGGUGGCCGAGGGUCCGAAGAGGCUUCUCGAGAGGGGGAAGGCUUGCCGGAGAUUCGCGACCUCCAUGUUUACGGCUCGGAAAAUGGCGUUAGCGUACGAGAGGCUAUUUCUUUGUAUAAAGAACGACACAUUUUGUAUUUAUCCAUAG
Molecule: messenger RNA, 1497 nt
Organism: Cynara cardunculus var. scolymus (artichoke)
Lineage: Eukaryota; Viridiplantae; Streptophyta; Magnoliopsida; Asterales; Asteraceae
Exons: 1
Coding region: 43-1497 (484 amino acids)
Molecular function (GO): glycosyltransferase activity
Source: RefSeq, a predicted model, not a curated record